AGCACCGCGGAACCGCAGCGGGACACCGCGACAUCAGCAGGCCGAGCAGGAGGGCCGGACCGCCGGGGAGGAGUGGAGGAUGAGAGCCGCCGCCGGGACGGAGAGCCGACCGGAGCCGCCGCCGCUCAGUUACCCCGGAGGAGGCGACAUGACUGCGGCAUAAAGAGGCGAGAGGACGCGGCUGCGGCUGUCGGUGAGGGAUGGAUGGAUGGAUGGAUGGAUGGAUGGAUGUGUGCAGAAACAGCGGCUCACAGGAAGGAUGUCCGGGCCGCCCGCCGGGGUCGGACCGGGACCGGAGCUGCCGGACAUGAGCCACCUGACGGAGGAGGAGCGGAGGAUCAUCCUGUCGGUGAUGGAGAGACAGAAGAAGGAGGAGGAGAAGGAGCAGAGCAUGCUCAAGAAGUUGCAUCAGCAGUUUGAGAUGUACAAGGACCAGGUGAAGAAGCUGGGGGAGGAACCUCCGGCAGCUCAGACAGCGAGGGCGGAGUCUCCCACCUGCGGCGUCUGUCGAAAGACCAAGUUUGCUAACGGCUGUGGCCACGCCUGCUGCUACUGUCAGAGCCGCUUCUGUGCCCGCUGCGGGGGCCGCGUCCCCCUGAGGGCCAGUAAGGUGAUGUGGGUUUGUAACGUGUGCAGGAAGAAGCAGGAGAUCCUCACGCGGUCGGGGGAGUUUCACUCCAACAUGUCGCUGCUAUCCAUCGCCCACAGCUCACACGGGGUUCCAUACACACCGACACAGGGGCCGCCAGGGGCCACGGGGCUGCUGAGCAACGGAGCCACUGAGCGGAAGCCGAGCCCCUUGGGGUCAUAUUAUGAUGGUGGGGGGGGCAGGAUGCCUCGCUCGCCCUCUGAUCACGGUCUGGUCCGCCGCACUCGUUCGCCGCACGGCUGCCAUGGUAAUGGGGAGGAGGAGCUGCGGGUCCGAAGGCAACCAAUCAGAGAUGGGCGCGGCCGCUGGCACUCACAGGACCAUCCUCUGGACCUGGUUCAGGAUGAGCGCGAGCGGCGGCGACGGGAGGAGGAGGAGGAGUUUCAGGCUCGUUACCGUAGCGACCCCAACCUGGCUCGUUACCCAGUGAAGCCGCAGCCGAGCGAGGAGGCCAUGAGGAUGUUAGCUCAGGUCGGCAGGGUCCGCCACCAACGGCGUCACAGUGACGCUUCCCUGGAAACCGCUGAGCCCGGCCAUCCGGCCCUGAGACACACAGCGCUUCGUCAGAAUCGGCUUCAGGGAUUGGUCGGAGGUCAGAGGUCGUUCUCUGUGGACCGGACAGUCAAUCACGUCAGUCCCACAUCUCCCCGCCGCAGCCCCUUACCUCGGCAGCACCUCGACCCUAGCUCUGCCCUCAAGAGGAAGACGACCAAUGAGAGAGGGUGGAGAAUGGGGAAGAUGCAUGUGAUUGGUAGCUUCAGCAGCUCAGAGGAGGAUCUGGCAAUCACGCCCGACUACAACAGCUGUGACGAGCCUGACAGAGACAUGGACAGCCAAUGGUGGGAUCAUGGUUCCUGGCACGGCGAGCCUGCACCCAUGUCUAUGCAUCCGGUCACCUGGCAACCGUCCAAAGAUGGGGAGCGUCUGAUCGGUCGGAUUCUGCUGAAUAAGAGGAUGAAGGAUGGAACGGUUCCCGCGGAUACAGGAGCACUGCUGGGACUGAAGGUGGUCGGGGGGAAGAUGACGGACUCAGGUCGCCUCUGUGCGUUCAUCACUAAGGUGAAGAGAGGAAGUCUGGCUGACACUGUGGGACACCUGAGGCCAGGUGAUCAGGUUCUAGAGUGGAAUGGUCGGGUUCUUCAGGGAGCCACGUUUAAUGAAGUUUACAACAUUAUCCUGGAGUCCAAACCAGAACCGCAGGUGGAGCUGGUGGUGUCCCGCCCACUCGGAGACGUUUCCAGAACAACAGACGGCUCCCACGUCCAGUUGGACUCCAGUUCCAGUUCCUUUGACUCUCAGAAAGUUGGUCCGUCCAUCUCUGUCACGUCUCCCAUGAGCCCCAGCGUUCUCUCCGGACAAGUGUCUGUGAAGCUGUGGUACGAUAAAGUCGGUCAUCAGCUGAUUGUCACGGUUCUCGGAGCCAAAGAACUUCCUGUCCGAGACGACGGCCGACCGAGGAACCCUUACGUUAAGAUCUACUUCCUGCCGGACAGAAGUGAUAAGAGUAAGCGCAGAACAAAGACGGUGAAGAAAUCAGUGGAACCUCGGUGGAACCAGACCUUCAUGUACUCUCCGGUCCACCGGCGGGAGUUCAGAGAACGGAUGUUGGAGUUGACGGUUUGGGAUCAGGCACGAGUCCGAGAGGAGGAGAGCCAGUUCCUGGGAGAGGUCCUCAUAGAGCUGGAGUCGGCUCUGCUAGACGAUCAGCCUCACUGGUACAAACUGCAGCUCCAUGACGUUUCCUCGGUGCCGCUUCCCAAUGCCUCCCCCUACCUGCAGAGGAGAGGACUGCAGCCUGAGGACACCCCGCCCAGCAGGAGGCUGCAGAGAUCUCAGAGGAUCAGUGACAGUGAGUUCUCAGACUAUGACUGUGAAGACGGCAUCGGGGUGAUAUCAGAUUACAGACAGAAUGGGCGGGAUUUUCACAGCUCCACCCUCUCAGUGCCAGAGCAAGUCAUGUCGUCCAAUCACUGCUCUCGAUCAGAUGUGGUCAGGAUGAGGUCACGGUCGCCGAGCCAACCGCCUCCUCACAGCGUUACCCCUCUGUACCCGUUGUACCGAGAAGAUGCUGUGCGGCUGCUGCGAGGCUCCAAACUAAGCCGAGCAUACUCUGACGCCAGCCAGUACAGCAGCCUAGAAAGGAGACCAAUGAGGAGAAUGUCAGUUGCCACCUCUCUGGAUUCCCAUGACAGAUAUUUUAAUGGUCCGACACAAACUGGACCGACGUGGACGAACCACGUGAUGAAUGGGAGCUGUGAGGACUACAGUCAGGACGUCAUUCCCGAUUUCCCCUAUGAAGCGGACGCUUACGAUGACGAACUGCUGAGGUUCAGCCGGGGGAUGGACCGGCGGGAUUACUACAGUCGCUCUCGCUCGGCUGACCAGCGAGCGAUGGCUGACCGACCCGUCUACGCACGCUCCCACUCCACCGACAGAGCUGACUCCGCCCACUUUAGGUCCAGACGCUCCGCCCCCCCCUCACCUGCCCUGACCAGGGCGAACCCACGAGGCGGAUCCGCCCAGACGAGUCCAACGGGAACGCCAGUCUGCAGCCGCCGAGGACGCCAGCUGCCCAUCGUCCCGCCCAAAGGAGCACCGGAGAGAAUUUUGGCCACACUCACCACAGGACCACCGAUUACAGCUGCAGCCCCUCCCACUCCGCAUCAACAGGCCCCACCCCCUGUUCACAAACAAACCCCUCCCCCUGGCAAUCAUCAGCCACCUCCUCUUAUACGAAUCCAAGCCCCACCUCCUCCUGGAACCACUCAACCCCAGCCACCACCUGCCCCUGCCCCUGCCCCUGCCCCUGCCCCUGCCCCGGCCCCUGCCCCUGCCCCUGCACGGGCUCCUGCCCCUGCACAGACUCCUGCCCCUGCACCAACUCCUGCCCCUGCACCAGCUCUUGCUCCUGCCCCUGCCCCCGCCCCUGCCCCUGCCCCUGUCCCGGUCCCUGCCCAGGCUCCUGCCCCUGCCCCUGUACCGACUCCUGCACCGACUCCUGUCCCUGCUCUAGCUCUUGCCCCUGCACCUGCCCCUGCCCCUGCCUCCGUCCCUGCUCUAGCUCUUGCCCCUGCACCUGCCCCUGCCCCUGCUCCUGUCCCUGCACCGACUCCUGCCCCUGCACCAGCUCUUUCCCCUGCUCUUGCCCCUGCACCUGCCCCUGCACCAGCUCUUGCCCCUGCCCCUGCCCGUGCCCCUGCCCCUUCUGUAGUCCAAUCAGUGCCACCUCCUGGACCUGCUCUUCCCACUCCACCUGCUCCAACACCUGCCCCAACACCGACCCCUACACCCUCACCUGCCCCCUCACCUGUCCCGCCCCCACUGACUCCAGACCCAGACAGACGCUCAGCCACACCUGGAGGGACUAGAAAAGAGGUCACAUGGGAGGACCAGCAAACCAAAACAGCCAAUGGUAUGGCACCAACUGUUAGCCCCACCCACCCGCAGAGAGGUGUGAUGAAGGAUCCGUCAAAGAUGAGGGACAGUCUGUCCUUUAAGUCAUCAGACAGUGAUGUCAGCGACGUGUCGGCCAUGUCCAGCGACACUCGAUCUGUCCCCAAGAUCAGUCAGGCGGAGGCUCUGGAGGGCCAAUCAGUGGAGUCAGGGGCGGGGUCAGAGGGAACACAGGAAGCAGGGGGGGCAGCAGAGGGUGGAGCUACACUUCAGAAGUGUGAAUCAAUGGAGGAAGCAGAGGAGGAGCCUGAGCCUGCAAAGCCGGCACCCGGAGCUCCGCUCCAGAAGUCAUCGAGCGUUGGUGGAGAGAUUUGUUCGCUCGGGAGAAAUGACGACGACGACGACGACAAGAAGCGGCGCUCAAGUUUCGGAGCAAAGAUGAUGGGAAUGGUGGGACUGGGGAAGAAGAGUCAGAGCGCCUCCCAGCUCAACCCCGAGGAGGAAGAGAAGAAGAAGAAGGUGGUGAGACUUCCUGUCCAGAGGAGUGUAGAGACAGGAUUGGCCAUCGAGUUUAAAUCUCGUUUCACUCGACAGCCGAGCCGCGACCCCGACGCUGAGGACCCUAAACCUGGAGCACACCAUAAAACAGAGACUGUGUCAGAAUCUGUGACAUCAUAUGACAGUAACUCCUCUGAUUGGCUGCUCGGUGGUCAUCUAGGUGACAUCCAGAUCGGGAUGGUGUACAGGAAGGAGCGUCUGGACGUGGAGGUGAUCCGAGCUCGGGGACUUGUGGGUAAACAAGGCAACAAAAACACUCCAGCUCCCUAUGUGAAGGUGUACCUGAUGGACAACGGGAAGUGUGUGUUGAAGAGAAGAACUCGUCUGGCCAGAAAAACACUCGACCCUCUUUAUCAGCAGCAGCUGCAGUUUGAAGAAAACCCUGAAGGCAAAGUUCUGCAGAUCAUCGUUUGGGGCGACUAUGGUCGGAUGGAUCAUAAAUCUUUUAUGGGAGCUGCUCAGAUCUUAUUGGACGAUCUCGACCUGUCCAACAUGGUGAUUGGCUGGUUCAAACUGUUUCCUGCCACCUCAUUGGUGGAUGCCGCCUUGGCACCGCUGACCAACAAGGAGACCGAGGGCUCCAAGUCGUAAUGUCAGGUGGCGGGACCAACUGUAUCGCCAUAGCAACAGGUCAGGAGGGGGGCAGGAGGGGGACACGCUGUCACCGGGCGGAGCCUUUAAAAAAAUAAAAUUUAAAAAAAGUUCCAUAAUCCUCCUCUGCCGCUGCAUGCUGCAUGAUGACAUCACAGCGAUGACGUAACAGCGUCACAAUGAUGUCACCGGGAGGAGGAAGGAGACUCUGCGCCCCCGACUCUGAAAAAGGGAAAUGAACCCCCCCCACCCCCCCCACCCCCACCCCCACCCCC
Messenger RNA from Epinephelus moara (kelp grouper), 5466 nucleotides. RefSeq names its product regulating synaptic membrane exocytosis protein 2-like. Gene Ontology annotation, cellular component: presynaptic membrane; cytoskeleton of presynaptic active zone. Gene Ontology annotation, molecular function: small GTPase binding; transmembrane transporter binding. Gene Ontology annotation, biological process: regulation of membrane potential; intracellular protein transport; positive regulation of synaptic transmission. NCBI's taxonomy places the organism in Eukaryota, Metazoa, Chordata, Actinopteri, Perciformes, Serranidae. The record is from RefSeq and is a predicted model, not a curated record.